GUCUGGGUUGGAGGGGUGUCCGCAUGCGUAGUGCCGCGCGGUCCGGGUUCCACUCUCACCUGGUUCCGCGCGCUGCCAGCCUGGGCUUUCGGGCAAAGGUUCGUUCGGACAGCCCGGGGCCACGCUGUCUCGGUGCACAGCCUUUUGUGGCGCAAUAGCAGUUGCAAGUGUCGGUCCGUCUGGCCGUUCGAGCAGCCGGGGUGGCUGCGACAGAACGAGGAACACCAGCCCCGGCGAAGAUGAUGAGGUUUCUGAGGAGGACGUUCGGGCGCCGCUCGGUCCGCCGCUACACGGAUGAGCGGGAUGGCGGCAGAGGAGGCGGGAGCGCCGCAGCCCGGGAUCUGGGCACUGUUGCCGGCGCUGGGGUUCGGUCCCCCACACCUGUUCCCAGUGGCACCACGGUGCACAUCCCCGCAGCAGGCAACAGUAAGUCGAUCCUGACCUGCAAAGUGCAGCUUUUGGAUGGUACAGACGUCAGUGUGGAACUGCCGAAAAAUGCAAAAGGUCAAGACCUAUUAGACCAGAUUGUUUACCAUUUGGACCUUGUGGAAGUAGAGUACUUCAGUCUGCAGUUCAUGGAUGUCUAUCAAGUUUCGCACUGGUUAGACUGCACAAAACCGAUCAAGAAACAAGUGAAAAUUGGACCUUACAGUUUCCACUUCAGAAUAAAAUUCUAUUCCUCUGAACCAAACAAUCUUCGAGAAGAAUUUACACGAUAUCUGUUUGUGUUGCAACUUAGACAAGAUAUUCUUUGUGGCAAAUUGAAAUGUCCUUAUGAUAUUGGUGUAGAGUUGGCUGCUUAUUGCCUUCAAGCGGAGCUUGGGGACUGUGAACCUCUGGAACAUUCUCCAGAACUGGUGUCAGAAUUCCGGUUUAAUCCCAAUCAAACUGAGGAUAUGGAGAUAGAUAUUUUUGCACGGUGGAAGGAUUGCAGGGGGAAAAGCCCAGCACAAGCAGAACUAUGUUAUUUGAACAAAGCUAAAUGGCUAGAAAUGUAUGGUGUGGAUAUGCACACUGUUAAGGGAAGAGAUGGAUAUGAAUAUUCCCUUGGUUUGACACCAACAGGCAUAUUGAUCUUUGAAGGAUCAAACAAAAUAGGCUUAUUCUUUUGGCCCAAAAUUACACAGCUGGAUUUCAAAAAAAACAAAUUAACACUUGUUGUUGUGGAGGAUGAUGAACAGGGUAGAGAGCAGGAGCACACAUUUGUUUUCCGAUUAGAUAAUUCCAAAGCAUGUAAACAUUUAUGGAGAUGUGCUGUGGAGAAUCAUGCAUUUUUCAGACUACGAGCUCCUACUCAAAAUAAAGAGGGACGAUCAGAUUUCAUGCGUCUAGGAUCUCGCUUUAGAUUCAGUGGUCGAACUGAAUAUGAAGCAACACAUAAAAGUAGAUUGCGCCGGACAAGUACAUUUGAAAGGCGCCCAAGCAAACGCUAUCCUUCACGACGACAUUCCAUGAUUAAAGGUCCAAAUGCAGUGAAAUAUGGACACCCCAGUUCACAGAACAGUGCAGGAAUGUGUGGAUACCAGACUCCAUAUAUGUGCAACAUACCCCCUGUGCAACAACACUGGCAUUCCAGUAAUGUUAGCCAUCCUUUGAUAGCACCAUUAUUAAACAGCACCGAUCUACAGCAGUUCACCAUAGAAGAGAACGGAGGAACACCAUUCACUGGAAAAACUGCAGGAAGGCAUCACCACCCCAACCUUGGUCUGGUCACCUUGGAGUUGGAAGACACAGAUGCUUACCCUGGAAUGCCAAGCCCAAGCAAGUUGAGCUCAACUGUUCUUCCACACUAUGAGGAGGUUGGCAUAUGUUUUAAGCAGUUGGAAGUUGAAGCCAGUAAGCUGACUGGACAGUGGCCCUCAUUACAUAUCAACAUGAAUAACAAGGGUGAGGAAAAGAAGCUUUUAGAAAAGGGGCUACAUUCUCCUGCAUCACCCUCUUCUCUCCCUGAUCAGAUGAAGAGCAACAUCAUUAAAGCCCAGAUGGAUGCUGCACUGAAGGUGGGAGCCCAGCUUAAAAAAGAAGAGCCAGUCCUGAGCAGCCAAAAUAAAUCCUCAGGUACACCAGUGGACAGUGGAAGGUCUUUAGAGCCAUCCCAAGAUGGUACAUCAGUAUCUGGAGUUCAGGAGAAACAGCGGCCAAAAGCUCCACGCCUAAGGAAGCUUACAAGACAAUACAGCUUUAAUCACAGUGAUGAGGAUGACCUGCCUCCUGCAUUAGCAGCAGCCACUCGAAACAGCCCUCCCCCAGUCAGCAAACAGUCCAAUUCCGAUGUUCAGUUACAAUAUCCCACUUGCAUUAAGAAUAGUUUGGAAGAAGAUCAUACAGAGUUGGCUUCUCCAGGAGAUCUACUGAUGGACUUCACUGAGGCCACUCCUCUGAUAAAGACAGUACCAGCUCAUCCUUUUUCACCUUUGCCACAAUUUCCAGUUGAAUUAGCAGAUAGCCUAUUGCAGUGUUAUGAAUUUCCACCAUCUCCAGGAAAACCCUCACCAGUAACGCCUUUGCAUGUGGCUCGAGCUCCAAAUGAUUCAUCAAAAUCUUCAUCAGUGACAUUUAUACAUGCAACCAGGCCUCUGACUAAUCCAGGAAAAUCAUCAGUAACAACUGUGCAUGCCAUGAGGCACCUGAAUGAUCCAGGAAAAUCUUCAGUAACAACUAUGCAUGCAAUUAGGCCUUUAGCUGAUCCAGGAAAACCUUCAUCAGUAUUGCCUUUGCAUGUCAGUAGACCCCGGACUGAUGCAGAAGUAUCAUCAUCAGUAAUGCCAUUGCACGCGAUUAGAUAUCCAAGUGAUCCGGGAAAGUCAUCAGUAACACCCUUGCAUGCGGCUAGACAUCUAACUGAUCCAGGAGUUUCGUCAUCAGCAAUGCCUUUGCAUGCAAUUAGGUAUUUGAGUGACCCACUCCCACCAGUUCAACACAGUGCGUCUCCAACAGACAGUGCUGAUAAUGUGAGACGUGAACUGGAUCGAGAGAAGAUAAUGAAGCGUCUUUUGAUGACAGAACUGUGAAAGUGCAGCUUGGAUCAGCUGGCGAGAACUGGACCAAGGCCUCUGUGUGCCUUUUGUCUGUUUACAUUCCUUGGAAGUCAGACAAAGCAGCUUCAAUGUUCGCAAUCUGUUAACUACAUUGUGAUUCAUAAGAACAUUUUUGUUUCCAUACUGAACUGGAUGUUUACAUUACUCUCCUGCUUUAAUCAGGAAAGAGAUGCUUUACAAGGGUCAACAUAAACUUAUUUUCCAAUACUGCCUCUGUAAAAUGUGUCACCAAUGCAAAAAUGUGAAGGCUUGCUUUAUUGAAAAGGCCAUUCACAACAAGUGCUGUACACAGCUUUCUUUAAAUAUAAGAAAUCAAAGUCUGUAUAUAUUUGCACUAUGCAUUGGAGAAUAUUUUGAUAGGAUUAUGGAAAAGUCAUUUUGUAUAACCAGAGCUAAUUCUGAGCCAUUACAUUUUGCUGGUCUACUUUUAUUUGAAAGAGUAAACUUUACAAUAGAUCUAUCAAUAUUUUUAAAAUAAAAGCUCUACAGCCACCUUAAUACCAAAAUUCAAACCUAUUCAACAAGUUGCAUGUGUCCACAAUAUACUCCAGCAUUAGGUAUAUCUUAAAUCAAGACAAGACCUUAGCGAAAUGUUUGUGCCUAAGAUGCAAUUCAUAGAAUGAUACAGCACAUGAAUGAGACUUUGGGCUCAUCCUCCAGAGAGAUAAAUGAAAGAAAUUCUUAGAAAAAUGUGAUUGAACUUGUUUUGAAAGAAAAGUUGACAAAGAGCCUUGUAUAAAAUUAAACCCACAAUAUUUUGAAAGAAUUUGGUGGAAUUGAAUCAAGUAGGUUAAUAUUCUACUGUAAAACUAGACAUUUUUGCCAAAUAAUAGC
Molecule: messenger RNA, 3872 nt
Organism: Rhincodon typus (whale shark)
Lineage: Eukaryota; Metazoa; Chordata; Chondrichthyes; Orectolobiformes; Rhincodontidae
Product: band 4.1-like protein 4B
Exons: 25
Coding region: 240-3011 (923 amino acids)
Cellular component (GO): cytoskeleton
Molecular function (GO): cytoskeletal protein binding
Source: RefSeq, a predicted model, not a curated record